Molecule: messenger RNA, 1343 nt
Organism: Dimorphilus gyrociliatus
Lineage: Eukaryota; Metazoa; Annelida; Polychaeta; Dinophilidae
Source: the annotation of a GenBank genome assembly
AAUUUGGGCUUCCUCUCAUUCAGAAUAUCGUUUUACUACUGUAAAGAAAUAUGUAUCGAUUUAACGGUCCCAGUGAUAAAUCAUCAAGUGAUCUCUACGGUACUGAUGAAGAUGUAAAUUACAAUGAACCUGAUCCAAAAGAAGCAAAACAUGUUGUAUUUGUUAUUAUUGGCAAGGGAAGGACACCAGAAGAAGAAGAGCUACAAGCUAAAGCAACUAAUCAAAUAAAGAAAGCAUUUAAGAUACAAGAUCCAGAUAACUCAUCCAAAGUUAUCUUUAUGCCCAUAAACUGGACACUGGGCUUAAAUUUAAGCCAAGAAACAAUGGAAUCAAUUAAACCGAGUUGUAGUCUUGAUAUGCAAAGAAUGAGGAGAAAUUUUGAAGACGCACUCUUCGAUGUAGUCUUCUAUGUUGCUCCAAUAUUCUUUGCAGAAAUUCAAUUGUCUUUAACUGAAGAAUUAAGUAAAGCAUGGAAAACACUCAGUGAUAAAGGCUUUCAAGGUAAGGUGUCACUUAUGGCUAAUGGACUUGCUAGUGUAAUGGUUUAUGACACAAUUACCGGAAAUGAUCCACCCAAAGCUGUUAAUCCUGUCUAUAUUCCGAGAUCAUACGAUUCUGGAGAAGUUAACGAAUUAUUCCAAGAAUUAGGAGAAGCUAGAGGCAGUGUUGGUGAUGUAAAGGGUAGAAUUUCUUCCUUUUGUGCUAAAAAUCUCGAUUUUUCGAUCGCAAAUAUCUUCCUACUUGGAUCUCCAAUUGGUAUGUUUAUGGCAAUGAGGGGUAUUCGAGCCGGUGAAUUAAAACUACCCUACAAUACAAAAGUAUUCAACAUCUACGAUCAAUCAGACAUUUUUGUAAGUGGUUUCCUUUCUUAAAUGUUUAUCGAUCAACUUUUAAGUUAUACUUUUGACAAAAAUAUACAGGCUUAUAGAUUGGAUCCAUUGAUAAGCCAAGAACCAACAGAAGCUAUAACUUUACGUCAGAAUACAGACUUUUUCGAGAGUUAUCCUCAAGGGUUUGACAAUCGUCGAGAUUUCGUAAUUGAUGCUCCAAGUUUCAAAUUUAUAGGCCCAACUAAACCUCACAUUGCAUAUUGGAAAAGUGAAGCUUUAUCUCAGUUUUUACAUACGGUUUUGAGAAACUAAAAUGGAAAAGCUAUACUUCAUAAAUUGACUUUCUCUUUAAAAAUAAAAACUCCUUGUCUUACAAAAACUGUUAAUUCUCUACUUUUCUACAGGUUCUUACAUUUCAGAUUGUUUAUAACAAAACAAAAACAAAAACAAUUGUGUUACUAUUAACUAUAUUACUUAAUGAACAAAUACAAUUAGAAAAAAAUAGAGUUUAAC